CUUAUGGCGGCCCAACUUACGUAUACUACAUUUGAUGUGAUUGAGGACUCGGUCAGUUGCCUUCGAGGAACGUUCACAACCGGCAAAUCUCGUGAUUUGUUUUGGCGAAAGUUUCAACUGGAACGCUUAUAUUCACUGGUCAAAGAUAAUGAAGAAAGGUUUUACGAGGCAUUGGCAAAGGAUAUGAAUAAACCACGCGUCGAAGCGCUUAGCGGCGAUAUCAGCCCUGUACUGGAAGAGUGCAUUUAUUUCAUUGACAAUAUCGAUCGAUUAGCCCGCGACGAAAAGGUUAAAUCUCGUUCAAUCCUUAAUUCCAUGGAUAAACUUGUGGUACGAAGAGAUGCCCUAGGUGUCGUCUGCAUAAUUGGUACUUGGAAUUACCCUGUGCAGCUUGCGUUGGUGCCUCUAGCCGGAGCGAUCGCUGCGGGAAACUCUGUUGUUCUCAAGUUAUCCGAAAUCUCGGUGCAUACAUCGGCCCUUAUCACGGAACUGUUCCCAAAAUACAUGGAUUCAUCACUCUAUCGCAUUGUAAAUGGUGGUGUGACGGAAACCACGGAACUGCUGAAGCAACACUUUGAUCACAUUUUCUACACCGGCAACUCUGCUGUAGGAAAAAUCGUGAUGGAAGCAGCAGCCAAGCACCUGACGCCUGUCACCCUGGAAUUGGGUGGUAAAUCUCCUGCCAUUGUCACCCCUCAGGUCAACAUUGAAACAGUAGUCAAUCGUAUUGCAUUUGGUAAAUUCUACAACGGCGGCCAGACCUGUGUUGCGGUCGACUAUGUGCUUCUUCAUCGUUCUCUACUUGAUCCAUUUGUCAGUGCUAUGCGAAAGACAAUUACUAAAUGGUUUGGUCACAAUCCCAAGCACUCAAAAGACUAUGCGCGCAUGAUAUCCGUUCGACAUCUGGAUCAAAUGGCUCAUGUAUUAAACAAUCGACAAACGGGCACAGUUGCUAUCGGUGGCGAGUUUGACCGUGAGGCAUGUUACUUUGCGCCCACUGUAGUGACAGAUGUGAAAUACAAUGACUCUGCUUUGAUGACUUCCGAAAUUUUUGGUCCGAUAUUGCCAGUGGUCUUGUACGAUACGGUGGACGAGGCGAUUAGUGUUGUGACCAAAAACGCGCCACCUUUGGUCCUCUACAUCUUCUCCAAGCAAAAAAGCACAGUGGACAAAAUCUUGCAACUGACUCAGUCGGGUGGUGUAUGUGUGAAUGAUACGCUUAUGCAUCAAGCAGAGUACGGGUUGCCUUUUGGCGGGGUCGGUAAUUCGGGUAUGGGAAAUUACCACGGCGAACAGUCAUUCAAGACAUUUACGCACGAGCGGUCGAUCAUGAAAAAGAAGCAACGGCUUGAAUCGCUUGUAUCUUUGCGCUAUCCUCCCUAUACAUCCAAGACAUACACGAUCCUCCGUAUGUUUUUGCUAACCCAUCCUGCCAUGGUCUAUUACAAAGUGAAUCGUUGGCCAAUGAGGAUCGGGGCUAUUCUUAUCGUCUUGGUAGCCAUCCUGUUGAAGAAGAAGCUUUAAUUGGAUGCCCUCAGCUGCAAGUUAAUGAACAGCGCACUGUAAUCUGGUUUCACAAUUUUACCACGCUCUGAUUGGGACGGACAGUUAACCAUAUUUCAUUAAGCAUCCGAU
Radiomyces spectabilis is the source of this 1635-nucleotide messenger RNA. RefSeq names its product Aldehyde/histidinol dehydrogenase. The coding region runs from base 4 to 1524 and encodes 506 amino acids. Gene Ontology annotation, biological process: aldehyde metabolic process. The transcript is spliced from 12 exons. Gene Ontology annotation, molecular function: aldehyde dehydrogenase (NAD+) activity. The record is from RefSeq and is a predicted model, not a curated record. NCBI's taxonomy places the organism in Eukaryota, Fungi, Mucoromycota, Mucoromycetes, Mucorales, Radiomycetaceae. Gene Ontology annotation, cellular component: cytoplasm.